AUGAGCAAACUCUUACUACUCUUUUCGGCUCUGUCAAUGGUAGCUUGCCAGAUGCUAGCCCUUGAGAUGGAGGUCUGCCCUGUUCCAGUUGUUUUGCAGCCAAUUGUGUUCAUAAGGAAGACCCCAGUGCUCCUCAGUACUGAGCUAUGUGAGAAGACCAUUCUCACACUAGGUAAUACAAUAUUCCCUGUCAAUCUUGUGCCGACUAUUGUGGAAGCAACGUAUGAAGUAGUCACAACCUUCACUUCAACUGCUACUGUAUCCCGAGAUAGAAAGCCCAAUAUCAACCAACCAUCCAAUAAUAUAAUUGGCACCGAAUCAAGAGUCCGAGCCGAAACUCUAGGCACGGGUGAACCAUCUCCUUCCAGUAGUUUCUCGAAUACAGGCAACAUCCCGGUUCCGACUGGGACGGCUUCAACUGCUGAGACUUCAUUGACGGGAGGCAGUUCACUCAGUAAAUCCGGUAGCACUUCAGGCCAAGAAAGGUCUACAAGCCAGAGAGGGCCUUCUGGAACUGGUAGCCCUCCCACUAGCUCUACAGGCCAAGGUUUCCCUACAAGCUCUACAGUCCAAGAGUCCUCAAGUUCUGGCAGCCCUCCCGCUAGCUCUGCAGGUCAAGAUUCCUCAGGUUCUGCCAGCCCUCCUGCCACCUCUACAGGCCAAGUUUCCCCUACAAGCUCCACAGGCCAAGACGCCUCAGGUUCUAGCAGCCCUCCCGCCAGCUCUACGGGCCAAGGCCCCCCUGUCAGCUCUACAGACCGAAGUCCCUCCGGAAGUAGUAACUCUCCUACAAGUUCUACAGGUCAAGCGGGGUCUACAAGCCAAGGAGGAUCUUCGGAAACUGGUAGCCCUCCCGCCAGCUCCACAGGCCAAGGCCCCCCUGUCAGCUCUACAGACCGAAAUCCCUCCGGAGGUAGUAACCCUCCUACAAGUUCUACAGGUCAAGUGGGGUCUACAAGCCAAGACUCCUCAGGUUCUAGCAGCCCUCCCGCCAGCUCUACGGGCCCAGGGGGCUAUUCAGGAACUAGUAGUUCAUUGCCAAGCUCCACAGUGGCGACCGGGGACGGUUCAAGCUCUGCUACAGGAACGACGCAAACCCAGUCAAGCAGCACUUCAUCAACGAAAGAAAGCUCUACUACCUCCAUUAGCCUAUGUAUCAUCACAGCAACGCCAGUUCCAGAGUGUUGCUUAAACGAGCUCCCUGAUGGAUGUCAGGCUUUAGAAACUACCAAUGGGGUGGCUCUCAAGCCUAUCAUUCCAGAGUGUGAGAACGCUCUAGGAAGUUACAUUACCAACGACAUGAAGGAGUGCUGGGCAGGAGAGUUUACAGAUCAAUCCCGAGGACAAUAUAUUGCAGACUGCCUUCUCUACGAGCUUGAGGAUUGCUGCAUUACCUCGCUGCCUCAAGCCUGCAGCGAUCUUCGAGGCAAGACCGAUUCUGCCGUCGUAGAUGGUGCUGACCAGUGUCGUCAUGCACUCGGGCCCUUUGUUCAUGGGAUUGCCUCCCCAUGCCUGGAUAAGGAUAAUAUCACUAAUCAGACUCAGGGCCAGAGUAUUGUUGACUGUUUGGAGGUUGCGUAUGGUUUCCGAUCUGGUCCGGUCACAAUCACUGAUGGAGAGAUAUGCCCUCGAACUACUAGCCCAUGA
Messenger RNA from Fusarium proliferatum ET1, 1647 nucleotides. RefSeq lists its product as uncharacterized. Lineage: Eukaryota; Fungi; Ascomycota; Sordariomycetes; Hypocreales; Nectriaceae. The transcript is spliced from 2 exons. The record is from RefSeq and is a predicted model, not a curated record. Bases 1 to 1647 code for a protein of 548 amino acids.